AUGGCCAACACCGCUGCCGAGAUCAAAUCUACCCUGAACGACGCCAUCAGAGACGUGGCGAAAGCGAGCGCCCCCGCUUUUGCCGCGGAGGGAAACGUGCGCGUCGUUGGGGACGACGAUGAGCGCGCCAUGCUGCCUGGCGCCAUCACGGUGGGCACUCUGCAGGUCGACAUUCCGAUGACAGAUAAGACGCUUGUCGCGCUUGACGACAUCGGCGAAGCUGCUCCUCAUGGACGUGGUAUGGAGACCGUUGUCGACCCCAAGGUGCGGCGGGCAACAAAGAUCGAUGCUUCCCACGUGUCAGAAGCACGCCGGCGGCGCCCUCAAGGUCAGCAACGCGCAAGAGAGCAAGGAAUUCAACUGGGAUCUCUACCCUGGGGACGUUGA
This is a messenger RNA of Pedinophyceae sp. YPF-701, 387 nucleotides long. The record is from the annotation of a GenBank genome assembly. Lineage: Eukaryota; Viridiplantae; Chlorophyta; Pedinophyceae.